AUAUGUGACCGGCUUUAAGCUGGCUUUUUUUUCCCUGGCAUUACCAAAAGCGAGCCACGAGCCAGUUGACUUGUUUUUUCUUUGCAUCAUGGCUCGUCGACUGUUUUCCACCUUCCGUGCUUUGGCACAUGAGAAUCCUUUGGGUCUUCCUAACCGACGAGCACCACCACCCACGAUUCCCCGUGCUCAGCGUGGUUUGCCGAAAAAGAUGCCCAUUCGAGGCGUCGAUAACGUAAUUGCUGUCGCCUCGGGAAAAGGAGGGGUUGGAAAAUCCACUACUGCAGUCAACAUUGCGCUCGCUGCAGCAAGCUUGAAAAAAAAGGUGGGAAUCCUUGACGCCGAUAUCUUUGGACCUUCGAUUCCGUCAUUAAUGAACCUUGAAGGCGAGCCCGAGUUAUCGGAUAAAGGUGACCAGCUGAUUCCACUCACCAACUAUGGCGUAAAAUGCAUGUCGAUGGGUUUUAUGGUGGAUAAGGAGGCGCCUAUUGUAUGGAGAGGGCUGAUGGUAAUGAAGGCGUUGCAACAACUACUACAUCAAGUGGAUUGGGGUCAUUUGGAUUUACUUGUCAUCGAUAUGCCGCCAGGCACCGGCGAUGUUCAACUGACCAUCAGUCAACAAGUAGAACUGGAUGGAUCGGUGAUCAUCUCCACACCACAAGAUAUAGCCCUGAUCGAUGCUGUCAAGGGUACCAACAUGUUCAAAAAGGUCAAUGUACCGAUUCUUGGAUUGGUACAAAAUAUGUCCUUGUAUAUCUGUCCCAACUGUCAUCAUGAGAGUCAUAUUUUCGGACAUGAUGGCGCCCACCGAAUGGCAGAAAAAAUGGAUAUCCCUUUUCUCGGCGAAGUGCCAUUGCAUGCUGAUAUUUGCAAACUGUCGGAUGCUGGUCAACCGAUCGUUAUCUCCCAACCUGAUAGUCCUUUUGCCGCCCACUACCGACAAAUUGCCACCAACAUUCUCAAUAGCCUACCUGCGAAGCCUGCUAAACAAUAAACCUUUUCUCUCCUAUUUUCCAUCUCAACAAGACGAAUGUUUUGUCACAAACUGGUGUCCUGCAAAGAAAAUAUACCCUUUGUGCAAUAAUGUAUAAUGCAUCGAGAAAUCGCUGUCAUGGCCAUUCGGAA
Radiomyces spectabilis is the source of this 1122-nucleotide messenger RNA. Its product is annotated as P-loop containing nucleoside triphosphate hydrolase protein. Gene Ontology annotation, molecular function: 4 iron, 4 sulfur cluster binding; ATP binding; ATP-dependent FeS chaperone activity. The coding region runs from base 89 to 991 and encodes 300 amino acids. The transcript is spliced from 6 exons. The record is from RefSeq and is a predicted model, not a curated record. Gene Ontology annotation, cellular component: mitochondrion. Gene Ontology annotation, biological process: mitochondrial respiratory chain complex I assembly; iron-sulfur cluster assembly. NCBI's taxonomy places the organism in Eukaryota, Fungi, Mucoromycota, Mucoromycetes, Mucorales, Radiomycetaceae.